This is a messenger RNA of Betta splendens (Siamese fighting fish), 6199 nucleotides long. Its product is annotated as ubiquitin-protein ligase E3A. Gene Ontology annotation, biological process: protein polyubiquitination; ubiquitin-dependent protein catabolic process. Lineage: Eukaryota; Metazoa; Chordata; Actinopteri; Anabantiformes; Osphronemidae. The record is from RefSeq and is a predicted model, not a curated record. Gene Ontology annotation, molecular function: ubiquitin protein ligase activity. The transcript has 11 exons. Bases 238 to 2916 code for a protein of 892 amino acids.
GAGCGCAGUGCAUUGUGGGUCCUGGGCUAAUGGUGAAGUCAAGAUGGCGGCGAACCACAGGCAGAGGCAGGAUCCCGCAGUACCAAGGCCGUGAAUGAAGUUUGGAAUAGGAAAUCUUUCGUGGCUACCCGUCUAGGCUCAACCCAUCUUGCUACAGAGGUUGUAAUUAACCCGCGGACGACUUGAUAAAUUCACCAACAGCAGCAGGAUAACAAACAACUGAGGAUAAAGUCUCGUAUGAAUUCCGACGAGAAGGAGGACUGUGAGUGUGCGCCACCACAGGCCGAGACUAGCCCAGCAGGAGGAUCCGAUAGAGAAUACGAGGAGCCUGAAAUAGAAAACCCAGAAGCAAGCCGAAUGAAGCGAGCAGCUGCCAAACAUCUAAUAGAACGCUAUUACCACCAGUUAACAGAGGGCUGUGGGAAUGAGUCGUGCUCCAACUCGUGGUGUGCCUCGUCGGUCGGCUUCAGCCGCAUGGAUAACAAUGCAGCGGCAGUCAAAGCCUUGGAGCUCUACAAGGUCAACUCUAAGUUGUGUGACCCGCACCCGUCGAAGAAAGGCACGGCUUCAGCGUACCUGGAGAGUAGCAACUCAGCCUGCAGCAACAGGAAGCUCAACCACAAAGAUGUUAACUCUGUGCGGGACAAUUUCAAAGAUGUAAAUUACUUGACAGAGGAAAAAGUGUAUGAGAUCUUGGACAUCUGUGGAGAGAAGGAGGACUAUUCACCUCUGAUCAGGGUAAUAGGUCGGGUGUUCUCCAGUGCCGAAGGUCUGGUGCAGAGCUUCCGGAAGUCCAAGCCUCACACCAAGGAGGAGCUCAAGUCUCUUCAAGGUAAAGAUGAGGACAAGGACGAGGAUGAGAAGGAGACAGCGGUCUGCUCUGCUACAGCGAUGGAGGAGGACUCCCCCACUUCCUCUUCAUCAAGGCUAGGAGAGGGCUCCUCAGGGGACAACGACGUUCCAAAACUUGCCCCGGACGAGGUGUCAGUGGACAUUGAAGCUGUACGGCGAGUUUACGAGCGCCUGCUGUCCAAUGAAAAGAUAGAAGCCGCCUUCCUGAAUGCCCUGGUCUACCUCUCACCGAAUGUAGAGUGCGACCUGACGUACCAUAAUGUGUAUUCACGAGACCCAAACUACCUGAACCUGUUUGUAAUAGUGAUGGAAAACAGCAACCUCCACAGUCCAGAGUACCUGGAGAUUGCACUCCCACAGUUCUGUAAGGCCAUGAGCAAACUACCACUGGCAGCUCAGGCCAAGUUGGCACGCUUGUGGUCACACUACAGCGCCGAGCAGAUCAGACGCAUGAUCGAGACUUUCCAGCAGCUUAUUACCUACAAAGUAAUCAGUAAUGAAUUUAACAGUCGUAACCUUGUCAAUGAUGACGACGCAGUGGUGGCAGCCACCAAGUGCUUGAAGAUCAUCUACUAUGCAAACGUGCUGGGUGGUGACCUCGACGUUGAGCACAACGAGGAAGAAGAUGAGGAGCCCAUCCCAGAGUCCAGCGAGCUCACCCUGCAGGAGCUGCUGGGGGAAGAGCGGCGGAACAAGAAGGGGCCUCGGGUGGAUCCACUGGAGACGGAGUUGGGAAUUCGCACCAAUGACUGCCGGCGGCCGCUCGUUCCCUUCGAGGAAUUUGUGAAUGAGCCUCUGAAUGAGGUGCUUGAGAUGGACAAGGACUACACUUUCUUUAAGGUUGAAACAGAAAACAAGUUUUCGUUCAUGACCUGCCCCUUCAUCCUCAAUGCUGUUACGAAGAACCUGGGUCUGUACUAUGACAACCGCAUCCGCAUGUACAGUGAGCGGCGCAUCACUGUGCUCUACAGCUUGGUACAGGGUCAGCAGCUGAAUCCUUAUCUGAGGCUCAAAGUGCGCAGAGACCACAUCAUUGAUGAUGCUCUUGUCAGGCUGGAAAUGAUCGCAAUGGAGAAUCCUGCAGACCUGAAGAAGCAGCUGUAUGUGGAGUUUGAAGGAGAGCAAGGUGUUGAUGAAGGAGGUGUUUCCAAAGAGUUCUUUCAGCUGGUGGUGGAGGAAAUCUUCAACCCAGAUAUUGGCAUGUUCACAUACGAUGAGGGCACCAAACUGUUCUGGUUCAACCCAUCAUCGUUUGAAAACGAGGGCCAGUACACUCUGAUUGGCAUCGUUCUUGGUCUGGCCAUCUACAACAACUGCAUUCUUGAUGUCCACUUCCCUAUGGUUGUCUACAGGAAGCUCAUGGGCAAGAAAGGAACGUUCAGGGACUUGGCCGACGCCAACCCAGUUUUGUACCAGAGUCUGAAGGAGCUGCUGGAGUAUGAGGGCAGCGUGGAGGAGGACAUGAUGAUCACUUUCCAGAUUUCACAGACAGAUCUGUUCGGAAACCCACUUAUGUACGACUUAAGGGAAAACGGGGACAAGAUUCCAGUCACCAAUGAAAACAGAAAGGAGUUUGUGGCCCAGUAUGCAGACUACAUGCUGAACAAAAGUGUGGAGAAGCAGUUCAAAGCAUUCAGGAGAGGCUUUCACAUGGUCACCAACGAGUCACCGCUCAAGUACCUGUUCAGACCAGAAGAAAUUGAGCUGCUUAUUUGUGGAAGCAGGAACCUAGACUUCCUAGCACUUGAAGAAACAACAGAAUACGACGGCGGUUACAACAGAGAUUCACGAAUCAUCAAGGAGUUUUGGGAGACAUUGCACUCGUUCGGUGAGGAGCAGAAGCGCCUCUUUUUACAGUUCACCACUGGCACUGACAGAGCACCUGUGGGUGGGCUCGGCAAGCUGAAGAUGAUCAUUGCUAAGAAUGGACCCGACACAGACAGGUUACCGACAUCUCACACUUGCUUUAACGUGCUUCUGCUGCCUGAGUACAGCAACAAGGAGAAGCUGCGGGAGAGACUGCUGAAAGCCAUCACCUAUGCCAAAGGGUUUGGCAUGCUCUGAGCCCCUGCUCCAAACACACAGCAAACAGACUCCUUCUCAGAAAGCCCAUCAAACCCAGCCCGCCGCCCUUCCUUUACAAGACAAAAUCCACAAGGUGACAGACGACAGAGCAGAGUAUGUUUGCGGGAAAAGCAGGUCAGUAAUGGAAGAGAAAUGGUCCCAGCAGAGCACUCUAGUAGUUCUACUGUGCCUGCGUCAUCCCACGUCAGUCAGUGUGAGCACAGAGACCAAUCCCCACAUCCACAUGAUGUGAAUGUGCUGCAGCCUCCCCGUUGUCGUCUUCAGUUUUUGUUUGUACAGAGAGGAUCAUUUUCCUUAUUAUUUAUUUUAAGGUUAAAUGGGUUAUUUUUCAUGCCUGCCUGUUGUGUAUUUCCCAACCUGGGGAAGGAGGGAGCUUUAAUAUUAAAGACGCCCAUUUACUGAACAAAACGUAGCUCUGAACUAUUUACAAACGGUUGGCAGAGAGAAUCUAGAUGUAGAGUAGAUUGAAGACAACUUAUCGUACUCCCUACUGAAACAGAGCUGUCCACUCCACUCCCAGCCAUCACCUAUUGUUCCUGCUAAGCCCACACAUGACCAAGGUAAGCACCUGGGAUGUCAUUGGGCCCGAAAUGGCACAUUAUCGAACAGCUAUUUUUCUCUUAUUUUUGGGGCGUUCCUUGCGUUGGAGGGGGGUUAGACUCAAAUCUGUCAGAGCUGUGUAAGUGCACUUAGACAUUUUCAGAAUGUUUGUUUUCUGUCCGCAGGUUGCCAUGAUUGUUUGAAGCAUUUUAUUUCCAUGUCUUCCUGUUGACGAUUCUAAAUAAAAACAGUAUUUAUGUAUUGGUGCGGUUGGAAUGGCGGUAUCAUAUUGUGCACGUUUCAGAGGAAGUACUUGUGUAGACCAGUCACUGAUGAUGUCCUCAGAUAGGCGUAGAGCUCUUCUUGUGCCAACCUGACUGUCAGUUGGUAGGUGAAAACCCCAGUAAGCACUUUGUGUUGUCUAUUUUCAGGCUUAGCCUUGUGCAAGUAGACAGAUCACACUCGGUUUACCUGGAACCUCCACAUGUAGAUUCAGGAGUGCAGUGUGGACUACAAAAUAAAGUGUCUCCAAACCUUCUCAUCAUCACUGACAAAGCCUUGGUACCUUGUUGUUGUUCUUGCAUUGGAUUGAAACCUGGUUGUAGUUACGCUGGUUUUUAACGCGUUUGAAUUUCUGUUUGUCAGAUCCCAGCAGCGUCAGGUGGUGACAUGUGUGGACAGCACCCUAAGGGUGAUUUGUUCUAGUGUAGUGCUUUUUUACUGACAGAAACCGUUUAAGUCUCAUUUACAAACCAGGGUAUAAGCCUUUGGACCAAAAUUAGCUUUUAAGAAUCAUACUGAGGACAUGUCUGAAUGGGAAUCAUGGUGACAUUGGCUAAUACUGUGUACUCUGAGAGAUGUAAUGGUUUUACAGUGUCAUUGCUGGGGUCAUUGGUUCCGUGGUCUCUAAAUAGAACCUGUUUGCUAAUGAGAAUCAAACUGGUUUUCUGCCAGCUGAAGCAGCACUUAAGGAGCCUGUGAUACAGAAAGGAGAGCCCAGCUGUGUCUCUGCUGCUUCCAGUCUUGAGUCUUGGUUGAUCAUAUCCUGGAGAAGCAGAGCUCAGACACACCACUAUGACCUGAUAUAAAAACAAAACAGGUUUAACCACUGCCCAUGGAAACGGUAACGGUAGAGUUUGUUCUUUGUUGAAUAACAACGAUCUCCGUAUCAACUGUGAAAUCAACCCCCCACAGAACAGGCACAUGUUUUUUUUCCUCCAUUUUUUAAUAUACCUGUUUACGUUGAGCUAAGUCAUGUCAAUAAGUCACUGCGUAAUUUUAACAACUUGGAUCAUCACCUGUAAUUUUGACUGUGAUUCAUUUAAUGUUAAAGCCCAUAAAUGUCACUGUCAACAGAGUGGAUCAGUGGAUCACGAGUCCUCACAUGACGAGAUAUUUAAAGCAAUCUGCAGUUUAAUUACAUUAUGAGCCACAGGCGACUGAACUUCUGUUUGAUGCAUUGUGCUCAUUCUGUGGUUAAUAUGGUGGCUCACUGUAUUUUAUCCAUCAUUGACUCUAAUAUACAAUAAUACAAUAAUAUUACACCCAAUCAUUUAGCUGUAUUCAUAGACCUUAUGAAGAGACCCUAAAUAACAGGAUGUACAUUUUGAAAUCAGCUCUCCACUAAAAAGUCAAUUGCCACUACAUAAGUAAAGGUCCACAAAAGGGUUACUUAGGGGCCUGAAAUGCAGUGACAAAAUGGCAAAACCUUGAAAAACUUUACAAAAAAGGCUAAAUUUGAACCUGAUGAUUUGCUACUGUACUGUACUGUAGCAUCUUUUGUCACUUUGUUCUCUGGUAUUUACCAUCACAGUUUAGCCUCAACUUCAGAUGUUGAUACGAAAUGUUAGCUUGUUAGCUUCUGAGCUUCCAGUCAUCUCGGUUCUUUAUCACAUGAAGUCUGUUCAGGUUUAAUCAGGGAUGGAAAACAGUGAAACCCAUCUCUGUCGGAUAGCUCCAGUUGUAGUUUAACAUUAAGGACCACUAAAUAACUAAGCAGGCCCAGUGGAUAUUAAGAAGUCAGAGGUCAUGAACCAAAACCAACUGAACAUCUGCAAAACAUUUUAGACUACUUUAAGGUGAAUCGUCUUCUUCCACUGAUUAAAAUAGAGAAGAGAGAUAUUGAUGAAAGCUCCUGAUAAGCAUGGCCCAUAUUUAACUUUAACCCAGACUAGAACAGACUAUAACUACCCUGAGCCAUUUUGCUUCUGUCCCACUGCUCUUAUUUUCACUCAGACCUGGGCCAAAUGAUGUUAGGGGUGAAACCAUUACCUGGUUUUAUUAGUCUCUAGUGGAGGGACUCUGGGUAUUAUUAGCAGUGUGUGGAAAUUCUAGACAAACACUGGACUGUGUUGUGGAGUCGCUACAGUAUAAUGUGUGUUUGUGAUCAACAACCUAGCUGACAUUGUUAUACUGUAGUAAAGCUCAGUCAUAUGGAAAGUUGAAGCAAAGGUACAGCUGUGUUUGAGCCCCUGUUUAGUUUUCAGCUGUUUAACUUUUAAUUUGUACCUCUUGUUUUUCUAAUGCUAAACGUGCUGCUCACCUGAACAUGUGAAAGGGCUCCAGAGCCUGGCGAAGGUGAAAGGUCAUCCCGAUCUUGGAAAGGGAAGUAGUUUUCAUAAAUGGGCUUUUGACUCGACAGUUCCAUUCUCAAAUAUACAAUCUGAUGAAUCAAGUGUUGUGAAAACAUGCUAAAUAAAGAUGACUGCUUUUUUCCAACUCG